This is a messenger RNA of Homarus americanus (American lobster), 771 nucleotides long. RefSeq lists its product as uncharacterized. The coding region runs from base 104 to 706 and encodes 200 amino acids. The transcript is spliced from 2 exons. Lineage: Eukaryota; Metazoa; Arthropoda; Malacostraca; Decapoda; Nephropidae. The record is from RefSeq and is a predicted model, not a curated record.
CUAGCAUUUAUCUCCCCUACAGAGACUCCCUAAGCGGGCGUGUUGGUGGUGGUGAUGGUGGUGCUAGUUGAAGGAGAACCACGACCAACAUUCUUUAAGGGUGAUGACUAUGGAGGCGGCUAUGGUGAUGACUAUGGAGGCGGCUAUGGCAAAGGACAUGGCAAAGGAUAUUGUGAUUGUGGAGGUGGAUAUGGCGGCUACGGUGGUGGAUAUGGCGGCUACGGUGGUGGACAUGGCGGCUAUAGCGGUGGACAUGGUGGAUACAGCAGUGGUGGAUAUAGCAGUGGAUAUGGUGGCUACGGUGGUGGACACGGCGGAUACACAAGUGGUGGAUAUGGCGGCUACGGUGGUGGACACGGCGGCUACAGCAGUGGUGGAUAUGGCGGCUACGGUGGUGGACAUGGAGGUUAUAGCAGUGAUGGAUAUGGUGGUGGACAUGAGAGUCAAAAGAGACAGUAUCAAUGAUGGAGGGCAAGUCAGCACUACUGUUGGAUAUGGUGAUAGUGGACACGCUAAUACUGGAUACGCUGAAAGUGGACACGCCAACAGUGGACAUACUGAGAGUGGACACGCUAAUACUGGAUACGCUAAUACUGGAUACGCUAAUACUGGAUACGCUGAAAGUGGACACGCCAACAGUGAACAUACUGAGAGUGGACAUGCAGACAGUAGUUAUGCUGUUAAUAGCAACUCUGGUCACAACUAAGGUGGAGUUAAGAUAUUUGUGGUGGUUAUUGUUGUUAUAUGUGUAAAUAAAGUAUUGCUUGUUUA